Messenger RNA from Sorex araneus (European shrew), 1055 nucleotides. It is a transcript of the gene BORCS8, whose product is annotated as BLOC-1 related complex subunit 8. Gene Ontology annotation, cellular component: BORC complex. The transcript is spliced from 4 exons. The record is from RefSeq and is a predicted model, not a curated record. Lineage: Eukaryota; Metazoa; Chordata; Mammalia; Eulipotyphla; Soricidae. Bases 250 to 807 code for a protein of 185 amino acids.
AGCGCCCGCGGGGGCAGGCUGGCGCGGCCACCGGCUGGAGAGCCUGGUCUCUAGUGAUGUGCCCUCUGCGGCCCCAGGCCUCACGGGCAGGCGCCGGGACAUGGUGGCCUGAGGAAGGAGAGGACUCCUCCCGAAGUGGGCAGUAGACGGAGCGUCCCCCCACUUCGCCGGCCCCCGGAAAGGGGUAUUACGGAGGACGGAGAACGCCCCUGCCCCGCCCCCGCGUGACCUUUCCUCGGCAGCUUCGGGAUGUCCGCCCCCCUCGCCGCCCCCGGAGCGCCUCCCUCGGCUGCUGCCACCUCACCGCCUCCGCUGCCGGGCCUCGGAACCGGCGCGGCGCGGCGACCGGCUCCGCGGGGGAAGACUCUGGCGGCCGUCCCCGCGCGCACUUCCGCUUCCGGCCGCCGGGCGCGCCGGGCUGCGGGCGCUAUGGACGAGCCUGAGAUGCAGCUCAAGGGGAAGAAAGUCACCGACAAGUUCACCGAGAGCGUCUACGUGUUGGCCAAUGAGCCGUCGGUGGCGCUGUACAGGCUGCAGGAGCACGUCCGCCGCUCGCUGCCGGAGCUGGCGCAGCACAAGCGCCCUGCCCCACCCUGCCCUCAGGCCGACAUGCAGCGCUGGGAGGAGCAAAGCCAGGGCGCUGUGUAUACCGUGGAGUAUGCGUGCAGGGCUGACCCAGUCUCGUGCCACAGCGCCGUGAAGAACCUGGUGGACAGCAGCGUGCACUUUCGCAGCGUGGAGGGGCUCCUGAAGCAGGCCAUCAGCAUCCGUGAGCACAUGAAUACCAGCGCCCAUGGCCACAGGUAGCCGCCCGCGCCACCGCUGCUGGUGGGCCCCGUGGCUCCAUCUCGGCCCCAGGGCCUGGCCUCUGCCUGUGCCAGCAGCAGGUACCCAAGCAGAGAAGCAUUGCAGCCGGAAGUGAAGGGUGUUCCCAGCGGCCUGGCGGGAGUGUGAAGGGGGCCCGCUCAGCUGACUGCCUGUGUGCCCAAGGGCCUGGGGCUGUGUUCCCACCGUCGUGACUAAUAAAUGCGCAGCCGUGCAGGCCUGUGGCUCCA